AUGAAACUCUACUAUUUAAAAACUUCCCUACAAGUUCUCUACAGGACACCAGAGUAUCUGGUUGCUCCAGAGAAUGUGUCUGACCGGAUAUUCUAUAUUCAGUCUAACUUGUCUGCUGUCCCCUGGGAGAGCAGAGCAGCAGCAGCAGUGCCUCCCAUGUCUCCUUCUACACUUGCAUACCACCAUGUCCUCUACCAAGGAUGUGGAGAAACGCAGGUGGGCUGGCAUGAGACAUACUGCCUGGUUGGUGGCUACCGACUCUAUGGAGAUGCUCCCUUGGCCACUCCACCAAAGGCCAAAGCAGAAAAGCCAGCAGAGAAGCCAGCCCAGAAGCCAAACCAGAGAGGCAGAGGGGCUCCCAAGAAAUGCCAUGCUCCAUCAGAGACAGAAAAGACCUUGGGCUGUCCCAGGCCCAAAAUUCGUGCCAAGAAACCACUGUCACAGAAGCUGGCUGGCUGAGCUUUCCUGUAGAGAGGACAUUUAUUUACCUAGGACAUCUAAGGCAUCAUCUUUUUUUAAAUUCUAAUUCCUGUAUUUCUUUUUUUUUAAUUUUAAAAAAUUAUUUAUUUUUUAGUUAUAG
Molecule: messenger RNA, 580 nt
Organism: Ictidomys tridecemlineatus (thirteen-lined ground squirrel)
Lineage: Eukaryota; Metazoa; Chordata; Mammalia; Rodentia; Sciuridae
Gene: Dpep2nb
Product: DPEP2 neighbor
Source: RefSeq, a predicted model, not a curated record